UACUGCAAUCACGUGACGCCUUCCGGGUGAGCCAAGGCAUAGUCCAGUUCCCGCAGCCUUAAGGAGGGGCCCGCCGUGCCCACACCCAGCCAGACUCGACCAUGCUGUCCCGCCUGCUCAAAGAACACCAAGCCAAGCAGAACGAACGCAAGGAGCUGCAGGAGAAGAGGAGGAGAGAAGCUAUCGCUGCAGCGACCUGCCUGACCGAAGCGUUGGUGGAUCAUCUCAACGUGGGUGUGGCCCAGGCCUACAUGAACCAGAGAAAGCUGGACCAUGAGGUGAAGACCCUACAGGUCCAGGCUGCCCAGUUUGCCAAGCAGACAGGCCAAUGGAUUGGAAUGGUGGAGAACUUCAACCAGGCACUUAAGGAAAUUGGGGAUGUGGAGAACUGGGCUCGGAGCAUCGAGCUGGACAUGCGCACCAUUGCGACCGCGCUGGAAUACGUCUACAAAGGGCAGCUGCAGUCUGCACCAUCCUAGACUAAAACCCACCCUUCUUACUUCACCCUCCUGGACAGGAGGGAGACUGGUGAGCCAUGAAUAAAAACACAAGCUUCCAUUCUG
Molecule: messenger RNA, 563 nt
Organism: Mus caroli (Ryukyu mouse)
Lineage: Eukaryota; Metazoa; Chordata; Mammalia; Rodentia; Muridae
Gene: Bloc1s1
Product: biogenesis of lysosomal organelles complex 1 subunit 1
Biological process (GO): endosomal transport
Cellular component (GO): BLOC-1 complex
Source: RefSeq, a predicted model, not a curated record